Messenger RNA from Lodderomyces theae, 4797 nucleotides. Its product is annotated as DEAD/DEAH box helicase. Gene Ontology annotation, cellular component: nucleus. Gene Ontology annotation, molecular function: ATP-dependent chromatin remodeler activity; ubiquitin protein ligase activity; ATP binding. Bases 1 to 4797 code for a protein of 1598 amino acids. Lineage: Eukaryota; Fungi; Ascomycota; Pichiomycetes; Serinales; Debaryomycetaceae. Gene Ontology annotation, biological process: protein polyubiquitination; DNA damage response. The transcript has a single exon. The record is from RefSeq and is a predicted model, not a curated record.
AUGUAUAUCCAAGCAAUCCACGAAGACACUCUUCUCGAGUGUCUGAAGCUACAGCCACAAGCAACCCAAGAGGACCAAUCAGGGGUGGAAGAAGGUUCUGCAAAGAAGAAAAGAAAAACUAGUACACGAGAUGAUUUCGAACAGUUGAGAAUCAUAGAGCGAUCCUUGGAGCUUGUUGAUGAAUACAAAGGUGACACUAGUAUCGAGAUUGUUGACGUUUCAGUAAAACUUGUGAUUGAUAAAAGCGAUAGGCUACAUGUGAAGCAUUUUCAUAAAAGGUUGCGAUCCUUGGUUGAAAUAGAUGAUAUAUUGGAGUCACAGAUGCCACGAGAGGAGAUCCGAUUAUUAGCUCCAUCAAACAACAAAUACGGACUUUCAGGCGGAGCCAAGUUGAGCUUGAAGUUGGGGAAUGGGCUAGUUCGUUUGACCUUGACUUAUUUUCUAGAUUACAAAUUGAGUUUGCACAAUACCAUACUGAGAAAGAUACUGGCCGCGUUGAUAGGCAUUUUGGAUACUAGACACAACCCUGACCAGAUUGAAAAUAAAGCAACCGUGACACCAGAGCUUUUUUACAAGUGCAUAUGCGAACACACGAAGGAAUUACCUGCGUUUGAUGCUGAAUUUGACCUCCCUGAGCUAGAAACAAAAUUGUUAAGCUUUCAAAAGAAAACCGUAAACUGGAUGUUGAGGAAAGAAAAUGCCAGAUACAAUUUCGAAACAAAUCGAUGUGAUCAGAUUGUUUACUUUUCAGAAAGUGACUUGCUUGACGAAAAUCGGCUAUUGGAGGUGGUGAACCAAAUAUGGUAUGGUUGGAGAAUAAUAGAAAUAUCUGGUAAGCAAGUCUAUUUCAAUAAAUACACAAGUCACCUAGCGACAGCAGAACAGAUCAACGCAUACCUAUAUGACUAUUUACACCAAGUGGAUAAAAACCAGUACCCCACGACACUUCCUGCACGGUGUUUACUAAGCGAAGAAAUGGGUCUCGGAAAGACAGUGGAAACAACAUCAUUGAUUUUGCUCAACCAGCGGCCCAUCAAUGAAGUUGAUAAAACACUCAGCCUACCAUUGAAUCAGUUUGGAGACGCUAAAACUAUCAUCAAGGGUCGCACAACGCUAAUCAUAACGCCUUCCACUAUACUUCAGCAAUGGAAAAACGAAAUCAACAAUUUGGCACCUUCGCUAGCGUUAACGGAGUACAAGGGAGUAUCCAAUUACCCCAUGUUUGACAACAAACCUGCUAUUAUUGCCGAAUACCUCCGAAAAUUCGAUGUAGUGAUCACCACUUACCAAAUAAUAGCAAAGGAGUUAGACUAUGCUAAGUACUCUAGUAAGUUGCGCAAAACUAGAGGUGCGCAACGAGACGCCCCCUAUCUGGACUGGAAGGAGGAGGAUGAGUCAGAAACUUCGACUAACGGAGAUGUCAAGGAUACAUUGUCUCAGGAUUAUCUGACUUUGUUCCAGUUGACAAGUUUAAGAAAACCUCAACUUGCAAAUAAAAAGACGGACUCGCUGCAACCGGAAACAGACUACGAAAAAGCAUUACAGGAUGAAAUACAAUUAGCAUUGAGACAUAAUACAAUUUCUAGCUGGUACCGGAAAAACGACUAUGAGUCCCCCCUAAUGCUCAUUCAGUUUUGGAGAAUCUUGCUAGAUGAGGUGCAAAUGGUGUCCCUGACAGUUUCCAAAGCUUUUCAGAGUGCUGCAUUGAUCCCCAAGUUUCAUGCUUGGGGCGUUUCUGGUACCCCAAUAAAGAAAGAUAUAAAUGACUUGUUUUCGUACUUGAAAUUUUUGAGGUUUUAUCCUUUCAAUUAUGAUAUUGGUGUGUUGUCAUGGCAGUUACUACAAAAGAAUGAGACCGAGUUUAAAUCAUUCUGGUCAAAUAUAGCGAUCAGACAUACUAAAGCUAUGGUACACGAUGACAUAAAAUUGCCCCCACAAAAUCGAAUUUUAUUAACUAUACCAUUUUCAGCAGUAGAGCAGGAUUUGUAUGACGAGAAAUUCUCGGAGUGUUUGUCACACAUCGGGUUAGAUGAAUUUGGUAAUCCAAUUGCAAAUGAUUGGAACCCUUCACCAUCGGUGCUUAGUUUGAUGCGAACUUGGCUCUCUCGUUUGAGGCAAAUUUGCUGCUCGCCUCAGGUUGGAAACUUACAGUUGGGAUCAAGAAGAAUGAAGCGCUCCAAUUUGAGAAGCGGAAUGGCAUUGAUUGAUUCUUUGAAAACCUUGGACAAUUUAUUAAGUGAUAUGCUAGUUCGUCUGUAUGGAGAAAUUAGUGAUUUUGAAAAGAGAAAAAUCGAGGGAUUGUCACAUCUAACCGACUUGUUGGAAUUUGUCUACCACCCGGAAGAAGCGGCAAAGUACUUGAAGGUUGGUAUAAUGGAGACUUUGGAUGUUAUCAAUCGAACAGAGAAGAUUCUUGACAAGUACAUUCAAGAUUACAAAAGUAAUAUGGGCAGUGCAGUUGAUGAUGAUGAUGAUGAUGAGAUUGGCCAAAUAGAAAGUGAACAAACAGACAAUAAAGAGGCCCUUAUUUCUUCUACAAGAGCCAGACUCAGAAGCUGGCUAUUACUUUUGCAUCGGUUCUACUUCUUGUACGCUUCAGCCAACUUCCAGUUGUACGAUCCAUCUUUCCAGGAGCUUGUCAAGAAACACAAACCUGGGAUUGAUGUGAAAAACUUGGAGGAAUUACUUAAACAAUUUGGUAACCAAGAAAGAGCCAACGAACUAGCUUCAUUGGCUACUUCGAUUCCAAUUACUGAAUUCGAUUCUCAAGACACUUUUAUCGAGUUGGGCACUCCUCAAGAGAAUGAAACAAAAUACUACGAAUUGGCCGAGCACGCAAGGGUCAAGAUUUUGAAAGGAGUUGUCAAGCAGUUUAACAAAAUCUCCAAGAAUCGGAUAUCUAACCGGGGAUACUUGUUUCCUAUCGAGACUGAUUUUGUGGAUGAUGCCUCAAGCUUGCUUCCCAAGUCAUCUAAAAAGUUUUUCAACAAGAUUCCUGUAAUUGAUAUCGAUGACUUGACCCCUUUUGCCAUCACUCCAAAAGUGCAAUCAUUUUUGAAAAAAGUCACAACAUUCCUCAAUAAGAUCAACAACAAUGCUAAAGAAUUUAAUGGCAAGUUUCCUAGAUUGGUCGAGCUAUUACUAGAACCCGUUGAUAAAAAAGACACUGAAGUUGUUAGUAAAGAGAGACAAGAGGAGAGCGAUGAAAAGGAAGAUACCAUAGACAAUGAUUAUGAAAAACAUUUAGAAGCACAGGCUAGCAUCGAGGAUCUUUUGUCGAUUUUGGAUGCCCUUUUAACUAAGCGGAAAGGGAUGAUAUCUGGACUGCUCGAGGAGAGAUACGAUCCGUUGAAACCCAAGGAGUCCGACGAAGAGGAUAGAGUGGAUUUUUCGAAAUUGGUGUCGGAACUAACCACCAUAGAGAAUGAGUUGGAGGAGUUUUCGUCAAAGGCAGUUGGACUAGACAUUGAACUAUUUGGCGUGUUGGGUCAAAAGCUUCGAACGUUGUACGAAAAUCAAAAGUUGGCACAAACAAUGAUAACGAGGGAGUUGAACCUCAAUUGUAAUGCAAUUUUCAACGCGAGGGUCGAGUAUUACAAGCAGCUUCAGCAAAUAUCCGACACUGUGAGUCUGAGAGAAUAUCCGUACUUGAAAAGGGAUGAACUUGAUUCUUAUCGUGUUAAUUCCAUGUUGAGGGGAGUGCUAUCUACAUUUGCUGAGUUAAGACGUUCCAUGGAUAAUGCCAUUGGUCGAUUUAGGUAUUUAACUGAAUUGGUGAAGGAGUCACAACAAACAAUUACCAAUGCAGAAGAGGAUGUUAUGACCUGCAUCAUUUGUCGAUCCAACAUUAGUAUUGGAUCCCUAACUCAAUGUGGACACAAAUACUGCAAGGAGUGUCUUGAGCAGUGGAUGAAGAGCUCGCGACAUUGCCCAAUGUGCAAGGCCAGGAUCGAUAUACAUUCCGUUUACAAUUUCACUAGAUAUGCCCCAGAGCUCAAGGCCAAAGAGGUUACCAACCCCGAGUUGAGACCGAAGAAUGGAACUAUAAUCAACUCAAUUUACAAGCCUUUGAACCAAGAUUUAAUUCAAGAGGUGCAAGAGAUCAAAUUGGGAUCUUCUUACAGUACUAAGGUAGACUUGAUUGUCAAACAGGCUUGCUAUUUGAAGAAAUGCGAUCCGGGGGUGCAGAUUGUUAUAUUCAGUCAAUGGCAAGAUAUGUUGUACAUCGUGGGCAGUGCCUUACAAGCUAUGGGGAUCACCUAUGUUGGAACUGAGAACGUGUUUUUGCCUAAUCAAAAGAACUCGUCAUCAAAGAAGCCGAGAAAGGAAGUUGCAGUGGAGUACUUCAAAAAACCCGAAAAUAGAGUAACUUGUUUUUUGUUAAACGCACAAUCCCAAGCGAGUGGGUUGACGUUGGUGAAUGCUACACAUAUAUUCUUGUGCGAACCCUUAGUCAACACUUCGUUGGAGUUGCAAGCAAUAUCUCGUAUCCACAGAAUUGGUCAAACAAAGCCAACCACAGUGUGGAUGUUUGCAGUUGAAAACACUGUGGAAGAGAGUAUCAUAAUCACGUCAACAAAUAAAAGGAUCAGGUUGAUUGAAAAUAGUGCCAUUGAUGAAUCGGAAUCCGAACCAACCGAAGCCAAAUUGAGCGAGGCAGAUUCAUUGACCAUGAUGAGCAGUGUUGGUGCCGACCAACUUUUAGAGAAGCACGCACAAGGAGAGAAUGUACCCAACAAUGACUUGUGGCAUUCAUUUUUCAGUGCCAAACAAACUAAGCAAAACUUAGGUUUAUAG